Molecule: messenger RNA, 951 nt
Organism: Ilex paraguariensis (yerba mate)
Lineage: Eukaryota; Viridiplantae; Streptophyta; Magnoliopsida; Aquifoliales; Aquifoliaceae
Source: the annotation of a GenBank genome assembly
AUGGGGAACUCCGACGAGCUCAUGAUCUUGUCACCUCUCGUAAGAAGGAAGGAUGUUGAAAGGAGGGCGUGGCUUGUUGUUCAAGCGAUUGGAAAGUCACAUAUUGAAGAGGUUGGGAAGCAAUCGAUUAUGCGCAGAACAGGAAUUCCAGCGCGAGAUCUUAGAGUUCUCGAUCCUAAGCUUUCGUACCCAUCCACUAUACUUGGAAGGGAGCGCGCCAUUGUUCUGAAUUUGGAAAAUCUUAAAGCAAUCGUCACAGCAACUGAGAUGCUCAUUCUGAAUCCAAAUGAUCCUGGUGUUGCGCCUUUUGUCAGUGACCUUGAGCACAAACUCUCUAGUUCUGAUGGCUCCCAACCUAUUGCAAUUCAAGAAAGUGACGAGGAUAGAAAGGACUCACCCUCUGGUUUGCUUCCUGAACCAAGUGAUGACAGACCCACAAAUCAAACAAACACAUCGAAAAUGGGUGGUUCAAAGGUCCUACCUUUCGAGUUCAGAGUGCUUGAAAUAUGUUUGAAACUUGUUUGCAAGGGCCUUGAAUCCGAGACAUCCACAUUGGAGCAAGAAGUAUAUUCAGCUUUAGAUAAAUUAUCCAUUAGUAUCAGCAUCCUUAAUCUCCAACGUGUCAGACUUAUAAAGAGUCGUCUGGUAGCUUUGUUUGGCCGUGUCCAAAAGAUUCGAGAUGAACUUGAACAUUUGUUGAAUGAUGAUAUGGACAUGGCUGAAAUGUACCUAACUGACAAGAUUGUUAAUCAGCAACUUGAACAACUGGAACCAGAUGACGAAACUGAGAAUGAUGCAGAUAUAACAGAUUAUGACAAUGACGGAGACACGUGGAACAACAAAAGCAGAUCGGCCAUUCUGACAACUCAAAAGCCAAGGAUCGAAGAGUUGGAGAUGUUAUUGGAAGCAUAUUUUAUCCAAACUGAGGGAACAUUAAGUAGAUUAUCAACU